UCCAACUGCCUUCAGAAGAUGGAUGCUCACAGGCCCAGAAAUGGCAAGAUUGAUAAAGGAAUUUGAAGAGGAAUAUCUCCAAGAUGACAAAGAGAGCUUCCAGCACCAUGAGCAGGGUCUUGGCACACAGAAGACAUUCCAGAGACAGGUCAACAGUCUGUCAGAUACCAUAAGGCGUAUGGGAAACCCUUUCCUGGAUGUCUUCGAGGAACUUGUGACUCUUGAUAGUCGCAACUGCGCAGAUAAAUUAGUCGCAAAUACCAUGCUCAUCCUGGAGGACACAGGGAAGAGACAAUAUCAGGAGUUUGUCAAGAAGGUGCUUGAUGAACGCACACAAUCUAUCCAUGAUCCGAUUAAAAGGAAUUCCUUGGCAGUCUUCAGGCAACCUAGACGCAAGACAAUGUCUAAAGAUGGGAAAAAGAUUAAAGUGCUUCAGAACAACGUGGCACUCUUUGGCCAGCUAUAUGUAGCUAUGCAGAGCCGUGAGAGUAAUUUGGAUGAAUUCUUUACACAUGAGGUGCAGUCCUUCCCUCCAUCUCUCUCAGACUUUGGAAAACUUCAUCUGACAGGCACCAAAUCAGACCUGCUACAAUGUCUUGAGCAGCCAGCACAAUCAGAGCCACCCUCAACCUAUGACUUCAAAGUCCUAGAUGGGGCAGUAAUUGUCCACUGCCUGCCCACUAUUAGAGUGAGCACGUUUGAUGCUUAUGCAAAUGAGGUUUUCAUCCCCUACCUGCAGAAGCAGCUGCAGGAUGCAAAACGAUUGGAUGUUGUAUGGGACACGUACAUCCCUGACAGCUUGAAGGAGUCCACCCGAGAAAAAAGAGGACGUGGUGUUCGCAGGAAAGUGUCAGGCCCGACAAAGUUGCCAGGCAACUGGAUGGACUUUCUUCGCGACCCAAUCAACAAGAAGGAGUUGUUUGAUUUCUUGACAUCCAAGAUCCAAGAGUUCAGCUGGCCACCAACCAAAGCUGUGUAUGUCACAUCGGGGCAAGCGGUGUCAGGACAAGCUUUUGGUUCCACUAGCAUGAUGGACUGUUGCAACCAUGAGGAGGCAGACACAAGGAUAGUGGUCCAUCUACAAUGCGCAUUGAAGGAGGGAGCAAAGACAGUUCUUGUGCGAACUGUGGACACUGAUGUCAUCGUGAUCCUUGCUGGUUUAUUUUAUGAUUUGGUGGUGCUUCAACCAUUGACUGACAUCUGGGUGGCUUUUGGCAUGGGAAAAAGGUUCAGAUAUUACCACAUAAACCACAUCUGCAAAAGCCUGGGGGAACCCAAAUCACAAGGUCUGCUUAUGUUCCACGCAUAUUCAGGUUGUGACACAACAUCUGCAUUUAACGGAAAAGGCAAGAAGUCAGCUUGGAGGGCCUGGCAAGCCUAUGAUGCUGCUACAGAAACAUUUAUGUAUCUGGCAAAGCAUCCAUUCCAGGAACUAAAAGUUGACUCUGAGCAUUUCCAGACACUUGAGAGGCUGACUGUGAUCCUGUACAACAGAUCCAGUCCUUUGAACUCCAUCAGUCAAACAAGGAAGGAACUCUUCUGUCAAGACAGUCGGCCGAUGGAGAGAUUACCUCCCACGCAGGAUGCCCUACUCCAGCAUGUAAAACGGGCUGUGUUUCAGGCAGGAAUCUGGGCAACCAGCACAGACACACAGCAAGUGAUUCCUUCUCCAAAGGACUUUGGAUGGACCAAGGACGAAACAGGGUCAUGGGUUCCAGUUUGGAUAACCAUUCCCGAGGUCUCCAUUGCCUGCAGAGAGCUGAUAAAAUGCUCAUGUAAAGGUGACUGUUCCAGCUGUAAAUGCAGCAAUGCUAAUAUUGACUGUUCUCCACUUUGCAAAUGCAACUGCUGCAAAUAGACACCAGAUUACUUCAUAGUGUAGUAAGAAGAGUCAUCCAGGCCAUUGGUCCUCAGCCCCCAUGCUGAUCAUGUGCACCAGCUGACUUGCCCCUUUAAUUUAUUUUUGGCCUCAAUCAGAGUUCUAACAUUAUAAUUGCAUUAAAGGUUUUAUGGAUAAUACUUCAUGUGCUGGGUCUUGAAUCAUCAUCUGAAAAUGAUACUUUUUGCUAUUUCCGUCCAUAAUGAGGCCUUAUUUGAAAGCCAAAUGGUUCAUAAUGGAAUCAAAUAUUGGCAUUCUGGCUGUUCUGGGAUGUGAAGACACUACCUGUAGACACCCUGUGCAAGUAUGAUGUAAAAACUAGCAGCAAGAGGACACAUGACAAGAAUUAGUCCUUUUUUAGUAUAGGCGUUUUUUGCAGUUAUUGAUCAAAAUAAC
This is a messenger RNA of Entelurus aequoreus (snake pipefish), 2275 nucleotides long. RefSeq lists its product as uncharacterized. The transcript has 2 exons. Bases 23 to 1858 code for a protein of 611 amino acids. The record is from RefSeq and is a predicted model, not a curated record. Lineage: Eukaryota; Metazoa; Chordata; Actinopteri; Syngnathiformes; Syngnathidae.